This is a messenger RNA of Diceros bicornis minor, 489 nucleotides long. Its product is annotated as cytochrome P450 2C55-like. The coding region runs from base 1 to 489 and encodes 162 amino acids. Gene Ontology annotation, cellular component: intracellular membrane-bounded organelle; cytoplasm. NCBI's taxonomy places the organism in Eukaryota, Metazoa, Chordata, Mammalia, Perissodactyla, Rhinocerotidae. The record is from RefSeq and is a predicted model, not a curated record. The transcript is spliced from 3 exons. Gene Ontology annotation, biological process: xenobiotic metabolic process. Gene Ontology annotation, molecular function: iron ion binding; heme binding; oxidoreductase activity, acting on paired donors, with incorporation or reduction of molecular oxygen, reduced flavin or flavoprotein as one donor, and incorporation of one atom of oxygen.
AUGGAUCCAGCUGUGGUCCUGGUGCUCUCUCUCUCCUGUUGGCUUCUCCUUUCACUCUGGAAACAGAGCUCCAGGAAAGGGAAGCUCCCCCCUGGCCCCACUCCUCUCCCUAUUAUUGGAAAUAUUCUACAGUUAGACGUUAAGGACAUCAGCAAAGCCUUAAGUAAUGUAAAUAUCUCUCAAAGCCCUGUUUUCACUCUGUAUUUUAGCAUCAAGCCCACUGUGGUGCUUCAUGAAUAUGAAACAGUGAAGGCAGCCCAGAUUGAUCUGGGAGAGGAGUUUUCCAGAAAAGGCAGUUUGCCAGUGAUUGAAAGAGCUAAUAAAGGACUUAGAAUCCUUUUCAGCAAUGGGAAGAGAUGGAGAGAAAUGUGGCAUUUCUCCCUCAUGACCCUAAGGAAUUUUGGGCUGGGAAAGAGGAACAUUGAGGAUCAUGUUCAUGAGGAAGCCUGCUGCCUUGUGGAGGAGUCAAGAAAAACCAAUGGUGAGUGA